This is a messenger RNA of Lolium perenne, 1978 nucleotides long. RefSeq names its product pseudo histidine-containing phosphotransfer protein 5. Gene Ontology annotation, molecular function: protein histidine kinase binding; histidine phosphotransfer kinase activity. Gene Ontology annotation, cellular component: cytoplasm; nucleus. Lineage: Eukaryota; Viridiplantae; Streptophyta; Magnoliopsida; Poales; Poaceae. The record is from RefSeq and is a predicted model, not a curated record. Gene Ontology annotation, biological process: phosphorylation; phosphorelay signal transduction system; cytokinin-activated signaling pathway.
AGUGCUAUGGGAGUUCAGUCUGCAUGGAAUGUUCUCUCUUUUUAGUUCUAUUUUCCGAUCAAUAGGAUUCUUUUUUUGUUAUUUCAUUCCACGUCAGAUUCUCUUAUCAAGAUGUGAUGCUCAUUGAAGGGCGGUGAAGAUCACUCAUUGGACCAAGCACUGAAUGAAUCUAUUUUAGCUCCUUUUGGCAAAGCAUUGUGCCACGUGGUCCAGUGAUUUGAGAGAGUCUUGCUCUGUAACUGUUAGAAUGAGCUAUUGAAAUCGUUUUCUUUCGCCAGCUUUCUUUUGGCUGUGCACAAAGUAGGCAUAUCUUAGACCUAUUCGAAUUCUCUGUCGUUCUCGAUGGUUUUAUCACCACAUUAUGCUUGAACAUUGAGAUGCACUAACACUAGUCGUGUUGUACCCUCCUCUUAUAUCCGACGUGUCGCUCUAGAAAAUCUCCUGUAUUAGAACAAUUCAUAUAUCCAUACUUGACAGUUGACACAUGUUCGUUUCCUGUAAGAAUGAGCCACCAUCUGAAACAUUAUAUCUGCUGAAAUAAUAUUCUUUUUUGUUCAUUGUCUUGAUUUUGUGAACUCUAGUAUUCCAGAAUUAGGCAUGUAUACAUGAACUCGUCUAAAUGUUACUCGCCAUGAAAAGAGAAUGAUGUUUUGUCUUUCCCUCAAUGAAUGGACAUUGGUUGGUUUGGUUCUUCUCAAAAUUUCAGUUUCAUGGCAUCAAGGCUUGAGAGAGCUGUUAGGAAUUUAGGACCUAUCGGAAGUUGUCACAUGAAGACCUAUAUCAGAUUACGUACCUGACCUUUUAACCUUCUUGUGAAGAUUAAUUAGAUAUCUCCUUUAGGUUAUUAGAUGUCAGAUUUGUAUAGAUUAUGAUGUGCCAAGUAAAAAACAUGCAUCUUUUUGGAUCGAAUAAUUAAUUUUUGCACACCAGGGGCACACAAAAUGCAUUUUGUGGAGCAUCACAGUCUAUAGCUGUUCAGGUCAUUUUCAAAAACGUCUUUUGCACACGUUGGCAACAAAAUCAUUUGUAUGUGAGAUGAUAAGCUUUGCGUCAGAAUUUUAAAAUAUCUUCGCUUCCACUUAUGUUGGUGGACGAAUAGUGACAACCUCCGGUGCUAUAUAAACAACCUCAUAUUCAGCUCUGUACAACAGAAGUGAUCCGGCAGUUGCAUAUGCAUUUUGUGCUUGUCUCCCACCUUUAAAGCCUCCGCCUUCCCUCUUUUCCCAUCAUUCAAUACUCAUAAAUGGAGUAUGCUAAUUUGCGACGCCAAGCAGCAUCCUUGAAAAGAAGCCUCUUUGAUCAGGGGUAUUUGGAUGAACAAUUUUGUCAGGUCGAGGACUUGCAGGAUGAAGCUAGUCCUAAUUUUGCAGAAGAAGUGGUUUCCUUGUUCUUCAAGGACUCGGCCAGACUAGUGGCAAAUAUUGAGCAAGCUAUGGAGAAGUAUCCGGGAGAUUUCAAUAGAUGGGAUGCACACAUGCAGCAACUAAAAGGAAGCUGUUUUAGCAUUGGCGCUUCUAAGAUGAACAAUGAGUGCACAUCAUUCAGGAAUAGCUGCGGACAAGAAAAUGCUGAAGGCUGCAGGAAAUCUUUCCAGAAAGUGAAGAGGGAGCAUGCUAUCCUUAGGCAGAAGCUGGAGUCGUACUUCCAGCUUCUGCGACAAGCCGGUCCUGCCAGGACUGCAACCAGGUCUGGAGGCAAGUAAGCAGCUGGCCCCCUUGGCAGUCAUACAAGCAGGCAUACUAGUAUUGGGAUGCGGUGAAUAAAAGGCCCAUGAACAGGAGGCAUGCUUGGUGAUGCUGUGGGUGCAAGUUAAUGCCUACAAGAUACUCAUAUAACCUUCAUUUAAAGAAAAUAUAUUAUAUAAUCAAGGGCGGCCUAUUGGUGUCCUGUGGUGAUAAUAAAUACUCUGAUAUUGUAUUGUGUCGUGUCCGCGCUUAUAUGCGAUUUAUAAAAUGGAGCGAGCUUGCAUUUUAUUUUA